Messenger RNA from Salvia splendens (bonfire salvia), 2838 nucleotides. RefSeq names its product E3 ubiquitin-protein ligase KEG. Gene Ontology annotation, molecular function: ATP binding; protein kinase activity. NCBI's taxonomy places the organism in Eukaryota, Viridiplantae, Streptophyta, Magnoliopsida, Lamiales, Lamiaceae. Bases 788 to 2686 code for a protein of 632 amino acids. The record is from RefSeq and is a predicted model, not a curated record. Gene Ontology annotation, biological process: protein phosphorylation. The transcript is spliced from 7 exons.
UCCUUCUCGAUCGAAUUUAAUGGUGAAGGUUUUCCCUAAAACGAGCAAUAGGAAUGGACCCAUCAAAAAGUUGAUCCCUUUUUCUCUUUACAACCGGACUCCCACCUAUCGAAGGCUUCCGGAGCAGCAGUUUCUCAAUCUCUCUGUUCAUAAAUUGGACGGCUCUUCAUUCAAUCUUAAUGUGGCGAGAAAUGCUACAGUGGCCGAGCUUAAAUUUGCUGUGGAGGAGGCGUUUUAAUCAGUUUCCCGACGACGAUAGAAUAAGACUAUGCUACAUAAUAAACUUUGGUUUAUUUUUCUUUUAGAUUUUUUCAGUGUGUUGUGGGUUUUGUGAAAUCUCGAUGAAUCUGUUUUGUGUGAUGUAUGAGGAUGAAAUUGAGAAUUGUGGAUUUGUCCUCCUCUAUAGGCUCUCUUCUUCUUUACAAUCAACAUUUUUAGUAGUGUUUAAGAUUUCAGAAAUUGUGGUAAAACAAAGAAUUUCAGCUGUUUAGAGUCUUUAGACCAAUGGUGUCAGCAGAAUCUCUAGUUGACUGUUGCAAUAUUCAUGCUUCUUUAAAGAUUGAUAAUUGAUGAAUUUUGGCUGUUAUAUGGCCCUUGAAUGGAGCCACUUCUGCUUGUGUUAUGAAGGCCAGAAGCUGAUCCACGACAUUGCCUGCAUAAAGAAAUACGGGAUCAAAGAUGGCGAUCAGCUUCGUUUCAUCCAGCACUUGAGAGUAGACCUUGCACCAACACCAGAGCAGGCCAAGGAUCGGAGAGUCAAGUCCAAACGCGGUUCAACUGAGGGGGAAUGACUGAACAAAUUUCGCCGGUAGUCCAUUUUGAUUUCGAGCUUUAUGAUGGGGAUCCUGAUCGGUUGAAAACUGUUGACGCUACACCUGUGUUUCCCAGCUCGUAUAUUGAUCCUGCGUCUUUGAAACUCAAGUACAGGAUCGGGCACGGACUUUUUGGUGAUGUUUGGGUAGCCACGCAUCAUCGGUCCGGAAAGGACUAUGAUCAGUAUCAUGAGGUUGUGGUUAAGAUGUUACAUUCGAUAAAGGAGGGUCACGAAAAUGAGUUUCUUCGUAGGUUCGAAGAAGUAUGGAGGAAUUCAAAGUCCCAAAACUUGCAAGGUGUCUGUUGGUUGCACGGUAUCUCUAUCAUAUCCGGGAAGAUCUGCAUAGCAUUGAAAUCGUACGAGGGGUCAGUAGGUGACAGGAUGGCGCAGAUGAAUGGAGGAAAGCUUUCAUUAGCCGAUGUUCUGAGGUAUGGUAUUGAAUUGGCGAAAGAAAUUCAACUACUGCACCAAAUAGGUCUCCUAGUUCUGAACCUUAAGCCGAACAAUUUCCUUCUUGAUGAAGGCGGCCAUGUUGUCCUUGGAGACUUUGGGGUCCCUUACUUGCUUCUCGGGAUUCCUUGGCGUGAUCCUCAAGUAGCUGUGAGGCUCGGAAGCCUCAACUACAUAGCACCCGAACAAUGGCAACCUGGAGUGAGAGGUCCAAUAUCCUACGAGACUGAUUCGUGGGGAUUCGCCUGCAGCAUUAUCGAAAUGCUGACUGGCACUCCACCCUGGUUCGGGAGAUCCCCGGAGGAGAUGCACCAUUCUGUUGUAGUACGCCAAGAAAGGCCCUGCGUUCCAUGUGGCCUUCCUCCUGCAGUAGAAGAAGUCCUGAAAGGCUGUUUCGAGAAUGACUUUCGCAACCGGCCUCUAAUGUCAGACAUUCUACAAGCAUUUGAAAGCUCGCGAAAGGCUGUUUACAGCAACGGGUCGUGGAGUAACCAGGGGAGCAAUCUGAAUGUGAAUAAGCCACACUGCAGUGGCUAUACCACAUGGUACCUCUCGAAAGAUCGCCUUGAGAUUGGUGAUACAGUUCGUUCGAGGAAGGAUAUAAGCACUUGCAAGCCCGUUAGUUUGGUUGUAAAGGAAGGAGUUGUGGUCGGGCUUGAGAAGGAUGGCGAAAGGGAUGCAUUCGUGCUGGUUCAAAUCCCUAGCAUGCACAAUCAGCUUAGGCUGAAUGCCGUAACCAUAGAGAGGGUCACCUUGGGCUUUGCAUCGGGGGAUUGGGUGCAACUGAUAAAAGGAAACGAGCAGCACGCAUCUCUCGGGAUUUUGCACUACAUUCACCGCGAUGGAACUGCUGGCGCCGGCUUCUUGGGGCUGGAUACUCUAUGGAGGGGACAUUACUCCGAGCUCAGAGUCGUGGAGCCAUUCUCGGUCGGGCAGUCCGUGAGGCUGAAGGCCGACAUCGCCACACCCCAAUUCGAGUGGCCUCAUAAACGGGGAGGCUCGUGGGCGAGUGGAAGAAUCUCGCGCGUUCUUCCGAACGGCUGCCUGGAGAUUAAAUUCCCGGGAAGGCUCGUCCUCGGAGACAACGAACACGCUCGUUUCUUGGCUAGCCCCGAGGAAGUGGAGCGCGUCUCAUUCGACACGUGUCCCGGCCUUUUGGAGAAGUACGAACUGGCCGAAGAUUUUCACUGGGCGGUGCGGCCUCUGGCAAUCGCAUUCGGCCUGUUCACAGCCACGAAAAUAGGCACCUUUGUUGGAAGAAACGUCGUUGGAGGGCUACGGUAUAGAUGUCGAAGGAACCGGAAGCGGAUCGCCGACGCCGGCAAUCAAGAGGGCCAAAGUAAUGGCAACCCAGCAUGGCUCCCUCCAAAAGUUGCUAGUAUCAUCUUUAAAGAAGGCACCACCAUAGCAAGUCCUCGUUGAGUAUCUUUCUCUAUAGGUUUGGUAUGUCUAAGAAUUCUGCCACACUUUUGUAAAUAUAUUGUAAAUUCUAACGAAAAUGUCUGUUUCUCUAUGUAUAUACACAGAAAAACUCUCAUUUGCAAAAAAUAUUCAAGCUGUAUUUGAUUUUUUUU